Messenger RNA from Mytilus californianus (California mussel), 513 nucleotides. RefSeq lists its product as uncharacterized. The coding region runs from base 74 to 454 and encodes 126 amino acids. The transcript is spliced from 5 exons. The record is from RefSeq and is a predicted model, not a curated record. NCBI's taxonomy places the organism in Eukaryota, Metazoa, Mollusca, Bivalvia, Mytilida, Mytilidae.
GGAUUUUUGGAAUGGUUCCAUUUGUACAUUAAGAAAAACUUUUAAUUCUUCGUGUAACAGUUACCCAGAAUGUAUGGAAUCGUUAGAAUGCAAAGAGGAUAAAUGUCAAUGUAGAGAUACCGAUUAUUGGAAUGGCAGUUACUGUGUUAUAAAAAGGUUUCCAGGAAUGACAUGCAGUGCACAGUUUAAAUGUAGAACAGAAUUGCCCUGUCUUGAUAGUACUUGUCAUUGUCCUGAUACAGAAUUUCUUAAAGAACACAAAUGUUUACCAAAGAAAGUUGAAAAUUCGGUUUGCCAGACUACGGCAGAAUGUAAAGACACGAUGACAUGCAGAAAUGGAAAAUGUAAAUGUAUAGAUUUGGAAUAUUGGAAUUCAGAGGAUGAGCAAUGUCUUUUAAAAAAAGAACUAGAUGGUGUUUUCUCUUUGUCAAUUGAAUGUCAGGACAAUCUAUAGUGUGACGAUGAUGACACGUGUGUCUGCAAAACUUCGACGUACUGGAAUGGAAUGAGUUG